Messenger RNA from Linum tenue, 210 nucleotides. Lineage: Eukaryota; Viridiplantae; Streptophyta; Magnoliopsida; Malpighiales; Linaceae. The record is from the annotation of a GenBank genome assembly.
AUGGCGAAAGGAGACGCAUUGCUUCAACUUUCGCGAAGGAGAGUGCAGAAUCACACUAAAGGAUUUCACCAUCCUAACCCAUUUGCCCAACAACGGCAAUGUAGUGUGUGUGAGCGAUGUUGCACCACCGGAUGUUGGCGGGAUGACUGGUUGGCAGCAUUGGAUCAACAACGCUUUGGGGUUGCGAGUGCCAGUCAAGAGAAGAGUUGA